This is a messenger RNA of Schistosoma rodhaini, 490 nucleotides long. Lineage: Eukaryota; Metazoa; Platyhelminthes; Trematoda; Strigeidida; Schistosomatidae. The record is from the annotation of a GenBank genome assembly.
GUCAACCUGUCUCUCAAUACUGUAUAAUUGUUUCUUAUGAUAGUUUCUGAGAAGAAAGCAUGGUUAGACUUUUACGAUAAAAAACAAAUCAAAUUCCCUGUUGAAUGGUCGAUUAAGUGUAAGUACAAGAAACUUUUCGAUUUGCAACUACUUCUUUUAGAUAAAUACCAACAUUUAAAGCUACUGGUCAUGAGGUAUGAUCUGUUCAACGUGAUUGGAAAUGAUACGUUUUCAUUGAUAAAAAUUACAAUUUAUGCGAGCCAUCGUUGUCAUCGCGAAGAUAUUUUCUGUGAUCGAUCAUUGAAUAGUAAUCAACGUCAUAUUGAAACAUUAUGUACGCUAUUUCGAGUAACUUCAACCAGUGACCUCAUUACAAGGUGGCUCUUAAUGAGAAUGAUUUUAUUGAAGGACUUUUAUCGAUUUUCAAGCUUGGGACCGGCAGUAACUCUGGAAGAACUACAGGCGGAGUUAUGAAAAGGAUGAAUAACAA